CACCGACCUGGGCGAGGAGCAAGAGUAAGGAUUAUGCGGUGGAGAGUGCUAAAGCGAAGAAGGUUGUCCCAGUUGGGCUCAGGGGCGAAAAAGCUGCAUUUCAAUAGAAACCCCAUCCCCUUGGCCACGGCGUACGCAUUCAGGUCCAGUCUAUGGCACCGCAGGUGGACGCCGCAGCCCAGUUUCCUGCGCAGAGCGACUGCUUUCAAGGCCAGACCGCCCGAGGAGACUCUAUCGAAACACCACAGGGGGUUUGCUUCGCAAACAAGCAAAAAACAGACUGCUGGGAUUAUGUAAGCACGCACACGAGCGCAAGCCUCGCUUUAAUUAUCCCCUAAUUACCAGCGGGAGAGUUGGUGCAUUCCGCACGUGAGCGGGGUGCUGGUCGGUGUGGUGACGCGCGUGCGCCUUGCGAACACAAAACUGGUUGCAAAGUGGCAGUAGAGAGCGAGAGAACUGGAAAUCAUUAUAAAGUGUGAGGCCGCUGCACGUACAGCUGUCUGCUUGCCUUCUGCUUUACCAGACGUCACUUUUUUCCUGUUAAUUUUUGGAAUAAAAAAAAAAAACAACAAAACAAACAAACAAGAAGUCAACUCGCCGUAAACAGGACUACGUUAUGGACGAAGGGAUUUCUCGUCUGCAAGACAGACAGUUUUUGGAUCACGCAGAUUUUCUUGGGGUGGAAUAUUCUUCGUUGUACAUGUGCAAGCCGAAAAGAGGCAUGAAGAGAGAAGAGAAUAAGGAAGCCUACAAGCUACCCCACAGACUGAUAGAGAAGAAAAGACGCGACCGGAUCAAUGAAUGUAUCGCCCAGCUGAAAGAUUUGCUGCCAGAGCACCUGAAACUGACGACGCUCGGGCACCUGGAGAAAGCAGUGGUCUUGGAGCUAACCCUGAAGCACUUGAAAGCGUUGACAUCAGUCACGGAGCAACAGCACCAGAAGAUCAUUGCUUUGCAGACUGGGGACCGCGCAAUGAAAGGCGCCCUUCAGCCUGACCUGGACGCUUUCCACUCGGGCUUUCAAACCUGUGCCAAAGAAGUCCUGCAGUACCUUAACCGCUUCGAGAACUGGACCUCCAGGGAGCAGAGAUGCGCGCAGCUCAUGAACCAUUUGCACAAACUUUCGGCGCAGAUCGUGCCCGCCGCCACCUCCGCCCCCCUGGUGGUGCCCCCGCAGGUGUCGGCGGGCAGCAAAGGCCCCCCCGCCCAGGAACACAAGCAGCCCAAGCUGGAGGCGCAGACCAACUGCGUACCGGUGAUCCAGAGGACUCACAACGGUGAACUUAACGAAAAUGACACAGACACCGACAGCGGCUACGGUGGCGAGACAGAGAAGUACGACGGCAAAGCCCAGGAGUGUAAGGGUGGGAAUCCCCCUGGGGUGAAACGCGUGAAAGUGAAGCAGGAGUUUGGCGAUGAGACCCCCAUCAAAAAAAUGAAAGUGGACUCCUCCGGGGCGACUGGGCUGACUGCGGACACGAUUGGCAGGUCCGACGUGUCUCUGCUCAACUCCCUGGUGGGACUUGGCGGCGUUCCUUUCGGACAGCAAACACCCUUCUGCCUGCCAUUCUAUUUUAUAUCUCCCUCGGCGGCCGCAGCCUACAUGCCUUUUUUGGACAAAGCCAGUCUGGAGAAAUACUUAUACCCUGCCGCUGCCGCCACCUCGGCGAACCCGUUCCCGCUCGUCUACCCGGGAAUCCCCGCUCACACCGCCGCAGCCGCCUUCCCUGGGUUGUCGGCGGCGCUGUCCCCAGAGAAGAGCUGUCCAAUGUCCGCAUUGCUGUCGCAGAGAACGGGCACCCCAUCACCUGGUGUCGCGGCGCCAUCAUCUCCCACAGACAAUGACCUGCACAUGGACAGUGACAGCAGCCGCUCGCAAGAAUCUCUCAAGUCGGAGAACGAUGGCACUUAAAGCCGAACAGUAUGCCUCCAGAAAUGUCAGAAGUGCUUACUAACCGUGUUACGCACAACCUCACCACCUCGCGUUUGAGUGUUUUUAUGUUUCCUUUCACGUUACAUGUGGUUGUAGUUUGUUGAAAUGUUCCCUUCUUUAGUUAACACGGCUCAAAUAUCAAUGAUCAUGUUAGGGAUCCUCGUUCUCAUCUGACGUAAUAUAUUGUUUAUCCUGCCCAGUUGUGUACACACAAUAUGACCAUUUUAUAAGCAAGUGCUGAGAUUGCAGUUUUUAAAAGAAAAAAAUCAUAUUUUAACCAGUGUUUGUGCACAGCUAUUCAACAUGCAGGAAAAGAACUGGUGACUUUUUUAUUUAUGAAGGCAAAAAUGAACUUAUCAGCACCUUAUUGCAAUUUUACAAUGAAUGUAUUAAACGAUAUUACUGAUUGUUUUGUAAAAGCAAAGAAAACAUACCUGCCAGAUUUUGUUUUUCUCCAAGGUAACAUAUAUUUGUUAACACACUGCUUUUUGAGACACAGUGUCUCUUUUAUCUGUACAAUACUUUUUUUUUUUUUUUAACGUUUUUGGAAAAUACCAAUGCACUGAGCCUUUUCAGCAAAUAUAGCUUUUCCUGAUUAAAACAACAACAAAAAAUCAUUUUAAUAGAAAGACUAAACAGUAUUACUUUGCCAAGUGCAUUUUGCAGUAAGCUUUGGUCUCUGUGGUUUUUAAUGUUAUGCUUUUCUUUAAUUGGCACUAAAGAAUUAAAAAAAAAAAAAAAAAGCCCCUCUCCACUUAGGAGAUCUCCUCAGUGAGAUAUUUAUAGGUUGUUGCCAAGGUAGCACUGGUGAGUGGUUGCACUAGUACGUUAUGUAAGAGAGGAGACUCAAGUCUUGCUAUGAAUAUACUGUAUAUGGGAAAAGCUCUGGUCAAUUUAUUUUUUCUGUCUAACUCUGCUUUUCUUGCUGUUUUGUGGCCUAUACAUUCAAUCAAUGUCAUAUUUGCCUAUAUAAAAGAUGGGGUGUUUGUACAUACAAUAGGCAUAAAAUGGUAUGUGUCCCAAUGUAUUUGUUGUAGGGGAAGAAAUAUAUAUAUAUUUGGAUUUUUAAAGAAUUUAAUAGAGCAUAUGUUGCACUUAAUUGUUAGAGUGCUUAAAGCUUAUGGUGUCCUAAAGUAUAAAAAUAUAUAAUAAAAAAUCAUCAGGAAAACAUCAAAUGCAGGCUACAAGUGUUUGUUAAUGUGAUGUUAUGAGUUCAUGGUGAAUUUUUGGGUGUUUUGUAAAAGUCCUUGUCAAAUGUGGCGUUGCAGCUUUUCUCAUUUUUGAAGUGCAAAGGUUUACAUCCAAAGGAUUCAAAGGCCCUUCUUGGAGGGCUGCUGUGUGUGUGUUGGUGUUUUUACAAAGUAUUACUUUUUAUUUUUAACUCAAAUUUUGAAAAAAAAAAAAAUUGUGAGUUUUUCAACAGGUUGUAGUAGUUUUCCGUGGUACAAAAGGUGGAAGGUGCACAAAAGUCUGUAUUCAAGAUGCCUUUUAAAGUAUGUUUAUAUAUUAGAAGUUAAGUGCGGUGUAUAAACCUCAAAGACUAUAUGGGCAAAUGCAUGUAAAAGAAAACACUACUUAAAUUUGCAGACAGAACUGUGAUAAAACAACCCAAAAAGUUGAAUUAAGCAAGGAGUUGAGUCAGAACAAAGGAUUCGAAUUUGCUGAAAUACUUACUUGGAAUAAGUCACGUUAGUCUUCAUGACUUUUGAGUAACUAAGUUUUAUAUCUCUGGUUUAAGCCAUUAAAAAUCUGAUGCUGAAAAGCUUUUCUUUAUUGUUUGUGCUUUUUGAUUUUGGUCCAGGUAAUCCUAACGUGUCUCAUGAUUGUGCACAUCUGCACAAUGUAAAAUAAAAGUUGAAUUGUGUUAAACAUUUUGUACCACUUUAGAAGAUUAAAGUAAAGGUCCACA
Molecule: messenger RNA, 3842 nt
Organism: Erpetoichthys calabaricus (reedfish)
Lineage: Eukaryota; Metazoa; Chordata; Cladistia; Polypteriformes; Polypteridae
Gene: bhlhe41
Product: basic helix-loop-helix family, member e41
Exons: 5
Coding region: 617-1912 (431 amino acids)
Biological process (GO): anterior/posterior pattern specification; circadian regulation of gene expression; regulation of neurogenesis
Cellular component (GO): nucleus
Molecular function (GO): protein dimerization activity; RNA polymerase II cis-regulatory region sequence-specific DNA binding; DNA-binding transcription factor activity, RNA polymerase II-specific
Source: RefSeq, a predicted model, not a curated record